AAUAUGUGCGCUCUCUACGGCAUCACUAGGUGAAUACGACUUGCCCAACAUAUACAACUGAAUGAACCCGUCAAAUGCAUGCACCGUGCACUGCUGCUUCGCCCGACAAGCCAACACACAAUUCAAUGCUUCAUCACCUCUUUCUGAUGGCGUAUACAUAUGUAGCAGUCGGAAAACGAACCACACGACGUCAACAUUUCAAUCUAGCUGCAGACAGAUCUCCCGUCAUUCGUCAAAUCGUACUGAACUUUGUUAUGGGAUCACGCAGGCAAUCGGGAAUACCUGGUGCAACAUGAGAGACAACGGCAUGAGAUGCUUCUCCGUUCUCCCGUCCGUCGCCUCGACAACUGCUGAGAGGUAAGGAGGGGGGACAAGCAGAGGGG
Messenger RNA from Prorocentrum cordatum, 383 nucleotides. The record is from the annotation of a GenBank genome assembly. Lineage: Eukaryota; Dinophyceae; Prorocentrales; Prorocentraceae.